AUCACCAGUUCGCCGGUAGAGAAGCGCUUCGACUCAAACCACCCAACGCCAACCGACACUACCUCGUCAAGACCGGCUGCGCAUCACCGACAUUCAAGAUGCGUACCUACGACGAUUCCUUCAGCGGUCAGAAGAUCUACCCUGGAAAGGGUAAGCUGUUCGUCCGUGGCGACAGCAAGAUCUUCCGCUUCCAAAAGGGAAAGUCCGAAUCCCUCUUCCUCCAGCGCAAGAACCCCCGCCGCAUCUCCUGGACUGUCCUGUACCGUCGCCAGCACAAGAAGGGUAUCUCUGAAGAAGUUGCCAAGAAGCGUACCCGCCGUGCUGUCAAGAGCCAGCGUGGUAUCGUCGGUGCCUCUCUCGAUGUGAUCAAGGAGCGCCGCAACCAGCGCCCCGAGGCCCGUGCCGCCGCCCGCCAGCAGGCCAUCAAGGACGCCAAGGAGAAGAAGGCCGCCACCGAGACCCGCAAGAAGGCCGAGAAGGCCAAGUCCGGUGCCACCAAGCCUGCCCAGCGCAUCCAGAGCAAGCAGGGUGCCAAGGGCUCUGCUCCCAAGGUCGCCGCCAAGUCUCGUUAAGAUGGUACUCUGAACGGUCUGGCUUGGGGCUGGGGAGUAGGGAAGUGAAAGCGUGGUCUGCGUUUGUGUGUUGGAUUUGGGAAGGACUCUUCGGAGCUGGAAAUUUGUGUUGUAUUCCCCUCACAAACUUUUUAUGCAAACAAAUCGGCGUACGAGCGAUGGGUUCUUUGCGGACGAGAAUCCCGCAUGGUCUCAGAUAGGCUUUUAUCAUUACGCGCCAAUGGUAUAUCACCAGGAAAUGGAACCAAAAAAAUGGAUGUGAUAUGAUAAGUUAGCUUUGCUCGAGCCGUUCUGGGCCUGUAGAUCCACUGGGUUGGAGUUUAAUAGACUCUAUCACUUGAUACUCG
Molecule: messenger RNA, 919 nt
Organism: Aspergillus candidus
Lineage: Eukaryota; Fungi; Ascomycota; Eurotiomycetes; Eurotiales; Aspergillaceae
Product: 60S ribosomal protein eL24
Exons: 3
Coding region: 99-572 (157 amino acids)
Biological process (GO): cytoplasmic translation
Cellular component (GO): cytosolic large ribosomal subunit
Molecular function (GO): mRNA binding; structural constituent of ribosome
Source: RefSeq, a predicted model, not a curated record